This is a messenger RNA of Alnus glutinosa, 4724 nucleotides long. RefSeq lists its product as uncharacterized. The coding region runs from base 105 to 4724 and encodes 1539 amino acids. The transcript has 18 exons. Lineage: Eukaryota; Viridiplantae; Streptophyta; Magnoliopsida; Fagales; Betulaceae. Gene Ontology annotation, molecular function: protein kinase activity; ATP binding. The record is from RefSeq and is a predicted model, not a curated record. Gene Ontology annotation, biological process: protein phosphorylation.
AUAUGUCUUCGGAAAUCUUGAUUUGGCAUACUGGUCCUAAUUAACCUAUCAAAUUUUCUCAAACCCCAUAGCUGCAAAUUAAGAGCACGACGUUGGUCUCUAUAAUGGGAUUGCCCUGCUUCAACCUCUGCAUGACGAUCCCCUUGGUCGUCUCCUUGAUGAUCACCUUUCUUAGCCAAACCGGAACUGAAGCUGCUGCAACUUACCUCUACCAUGUAUGCCCAAACACAACCACUUUCACCGCCAACAGCACGUACCAAUCAAGCCUCAAUCGCCUCCUUGCUUCCCUCACCUCCAACGCCACAAGCAGCACAGGGUUCUACAAUACCACCGCCUCUUCGCCGAACUCCGUCGACACGGUCUACGGCCUCUUUCUCUGCCGCGGCGACAUCUCCGCCAACGAAUGCCGAGACUGCGUUUCCGGGGCAACUGAAGACGUAGUUGAACGGUGCCCCAAUGCAAAAGACGCCGUGGCUUGGUACGAAUACUGCAUGUUACGCUACGCAAAACAAUACUUCUUCUCCAGCAUGGUCACUGACCCUGGCAUUUACAUGUCAAACACGAUUAAUAUAUCGGAGCCAAGCCGGUUUGACCAGCUGGUGAGGACAACGAUGAACGACGUGGCAAGCGGGAUUUCAAAAGUUGGGUCUGUUGCCAAAAAGUUUGGAACGAAAGAAGCGAAUUUCACAACGUUGCAAACACUACACACCCUUGGCCAGUGCACGCCGGACCUCUCGGGAUCUGAUUGUAAUAGCUGUCUCCAGAGAGCGAUAGAGAGUCUACCAGGUUGUUGUGGGGGAAAGCAAGGAGGCAGAGUUCUGUUUCCUAGUUGUAACGUCAGGUUUGAAGUGUACCCGUUUUACAAGUCAUCAAACACAUCGACCCCAACACCUUCUACUCCAGCACUUGUUCCUCCACCUCCUGGAUCGGUAACUCCUAAAGAAAAAGAUCAAAUCUCAACGGUGACAAUUAUUGCCAUUGUCAUUCCGAUUUCUCUCUUGAUUCUGCUAUUCGUUGCCGGCUACUGCUUUCUUAUUAGUAGGAGAGCAAGAAAGAAGUACGAUGCUAUACAGGAAGAAAAUGGUGCUAAUGAUAUUACAACUGUAGAGUCCUUGCAAUUUGAUCUUGCUACAAUUGAAAUUGCCACCAACAAGUUUUCAGAUGAUAAUAAACUUGGUGAAGGCGGAUUUGGUGCGGUUUAUAAGGGUAUACUUCCUAAUGGACAAGAAAUAGCUGUGAAGAGGCUAUCGAGAAGUUCUGGACAAGGAAAAGAAGAAUUUAAAACCGAGAUUAUAUUAGUAGCCAAGCUUCAACAUAGAAAUCUUGUAAGGCUAUUGGGAUUUUGCUUGCAAGGAGAAGAAAAGAUUCUUGUCUACGAAUUUGUGCCCAACAAAAGCCUCGACUACUUUUUAUAUGAUCCUGCAAGUCAAAAACGACUUGAUUGGUCAAGCCGUUAUAAUAUUAUUGGAGGGAUCGCUCGAGGGCUUCUCUAUCUUCACGAAGAUUCUCGACUUAGAAUUAUACAUCGUGAUCUUAAAGCCAGUAAUGUUUUGUUAGAUGGAGACAUGAAUGCAAAAAUUUCAGAUUUUGGGAUGGCAAAGAUUUUUGGAGUUGAUCAAACCCAAGGAAACACAAAUAGGGUUGUCGGCACAUAUGGUUACAUGGCUCCAGAAUAUGCUAUGCAUGGACAAUUCUCCGUAAAGUCCGACGUAUAUAGUUUUGGUGUCCUAAUUCUUGAAAUUAUAAGUGGCAAGAAAGUUAGUUCUUUCUGUCAAUCAAAUGGUGAAGACGACCUUUUCAGCUAUGCCUGGAAACACUGGACGAAUGGAACGCCGUUGAAAGUGUUGGAUCCAAAUUUGGAAAAUUCUUACUCAAGAGAUCAAGUCGUCAGAUGUCUCCAUGUUGGCGUACUGUCUGUGCAGGAUGAUCCAGCUGACAGACCUACCAUGGCAUCCAUAGUUCUCAUGCUUAACAGUCACUCUGCUUCUUUCCCAUCACCUCUUCGACAACCAUCAUAUUUCCUUCAUAGUCGAACAAAGGAAAAGCCAUUAGGCGAGCUGGAAUCAGAUCAAUCUAUUACAAGCAAAUCAACGCCUUUGUCUGUCAAUGAAGCAUCGAUUAGUGAAUUAUACCCUCGAUAUGUUCAUGGGCAUAUUUUUGCUCUUGUUGUAAUGGUUUGUGGAACUGAGUUUACCGUUUUGAUAGUUUCUGGUUUUAUAAAGGACGAUCCAGCUGAUAGACCCACUAUGGCAUCCAUAGUUCUCAUGCUUAAUAGUCACUCUGCUUCUUUGCCCUCACCUCUUCGACAACCGUCAUAUUUCCUUCAUAGUCGAACAGAGCAAAAGCCAUUAAAUGAGCUGGAAUCAGAUCAAUCUACUAUAAGCAAAUCAACGCCAUUGUCUGUCAAUGAACUGCAAAUUAAGAGCAUGACGUUGGUCUCUAUAAUGGGAUUGCCCUGCUUCAACCUCUGCAUGACGAUCCCUUUGGUCUUCUCCUUGAUGAUCACCUUUCUUAGCCAAACCGAAACUGAAGCUGCUGCAACUUACCUCUACCAUGUAUGCCCAAACACAACCACUUUCACCGCCAACAGCACGUACCAAUCAAGCCUCAAUCGCCUCCUUGCUUCCCUCACCUCCAACGCCACAAGCAGCACAGGGUUCUACAAUACUCCCGCCUGUUCGCCGAACUCCGUCGACACGAUCUGCAUGACGACCCUUUUGGUCUUCUCCUUGAUGAUCACCUUUCUUAGCCAAACUGGAACUGAAGCUGUUGCAACUUACCUUUACCAUUCCUGCGGAUCAUUUGGUUCAACCAAUUUCACCGCCAACAGCACCUAUGAAUCCAACCUUAAUCACCUCCUCGCAUCCCUCUCCUCCAACGCCACCCGAGCCACGGGAUUCUACAACACCACCGCCUCUUCGCCGAACUCCGUCGACACGGUCUAUGGCCUCUUCCUCUGCCGCGGCGACGUCUCCACCGACGCAUGCCGAGACUGCGUUUCCGGCGCAACUAAAGACGUAGUUGAACGCUGCGCCAAGGCAAAAGACGCCGUGGCUUGGUACGAAUACUGCAUGUUACGCUACGCAAAACAAUACUUCUUCUCCAGCAUGGUCACCGACCCUGGCACUUACAUGUGGAGCACAGUUAAUAUAUCGGAGCCAAGCCGGUUUGAUCAGCUGGUGAGGACAACGAUGAACGACAUGGCAAUCGGGAUUUCAAAAGUUGGGUCUGCUGCCAAAAAGUUUGGAACGAAAGAAGCGAAUUUCACAGCGUUGCAAACGCUGUACACCCUCGGCCAGUGCACGCCGGACCUGUCGGGUUCCGAUUGUAAUAGCUGUCUCCAGAGAGCGAUAGCGAGUCUGCCGGGUUGUUGUGGGGGAAAGCAAGGGGGCAGAGUUCUGUUUCCUAGUUGUAACGUCAGGUUUGAAGUGUACCCGUUUUACCAGUCAUCAAACACAUCGGCGCCAACACCUUCUACUCCACCACUCAUUCCUCCACCUCCUGGAUCAGUAACAACAUCCAAAGGAAAAGAUCAAAUCUCAACGGAGAUAAUUAUUGCCAUCGUCGUUCCGAUUUCUCUCUUGAUUCUGCUAUUUGUUGCUGGCUCCUGCUUUCUAAUUAGUAGGAGAGCAAGAAAAAAGUACGAUGCUAUACAGGAAGAAAAUGCUGCUAAUGAUAUUACAACUGUAGAGUCCUUGCAAUUUGAUCUUGCUACAAUUGAAAUUGCCACCAACAAGUUUUCAGAUGAUAAUAAGCUUGGUGAAGGGGGAUUCGGUGCGGUUUAUAAGGGUAUACUUCCUAAUGGACAAGAAAUAGCUGUGAAGAGGCUGUCGAAAAGUUCUGGACAAGGAAAAGAAGAAUUUAAAACCGAGAUUAUAUUAGUAGCCAAGCUUCAACAUAGAAAUCUUGUAAGGCUAUUGGGAUUUUGCUUGCAAGGAGAAGAAAAGAUUCUUGUCUACGAAUUUGUGCCCAACAAAAGCCUCGACUACUUUUUAUAUGAUCCUGCAAUUCAAAAACAACUUGAUUGGUCAAGCCGUUAUAAUAUUAUUGGAGGGAUCGCUCGAGGGCUUCUCUAUCUUCACGAAGAUUCUCGACUUAGAAUUAUACAUCGUGAUCUUAAAGCCAGUAAUGUUUUGUUAGAUGGAGACAUGAAUGCAAAAAUUUCAGAUUUUGGGAUAGCAAAGAUUUUUGGAGUUGAUCAAACCCAAGGAAACACAAAUAGGGUUGUCGGCACAUAUGGUUAUAUGGCUCCAGAAUAUGCUAUGCAUGGGCAAUUCUCCGUAAAGUCCGAUGUGUAUAGUUUUGGUGUCUUAAUUCUUGAAAUUAUAAGUGGCAAGAAAGUCAGUUCUUUCUAUCAAUCAAAUGGUGAAGACAACCUUUUCAGCUAUGCCUGGAAACACUGGACAAAUGGAACGCCGUUGAAAGUGUUGGAUUCAAGUUUGGAAAAUUCUUACUCAAGAGAUCAAGUCAUCAGAUGUCUCCAUGUUGGUGUACUGUCUGUGCAGGACGAUCCAGCUGAUAGACCCACCAUGGCAUCCAUAGUUCUCAUGCUUAACAGUCACUCUGCUUCUUUGCCAUCACCUCUUCGACAACCAUCAUAUUUCCUUCAUAGUCGAACAAAGGAAAAGCAAUUAAACGAGCUGGAAUUAGAUCAAUCUACUACAAGCAAAUCAAUGCCAUUGUCUGUCAAUGAAGCAUCGAUUAGUGAAUUAUACCCUCGAUAG